CCGCUACUCGCUCGCCACCUCGCGCUUCGCCAACUAGUCGUGUCCACGGCGCCACCCGAAUAGCACGCGCGGCUGUCCUUAGAACCGGCCGGCACCCGAAUAAUGUUUCAGUGUCUGACAAACUCAAUAGGAGGUCUCGGAAGAAGUACCGUAUUUAAUUUACACUGUAUAACCAACCGCAUAUUCUCAGUGAGUGUUACGCAGUGUGUACGGAAAAAACUUUGUCGAAGAUUCUGAAGAAUUCUGUGUGAAAUUGUGUAACUCGCCGGCCCCAGUCGGAUCGCGUUUUGCACAAACUUUUCGACGGUGUGCGUAGGACCCAUCGCGCGCAUCGUCCUUGUGAUAAGGGGCUCUGUGAUAUCAAAAACUUCGUCGUAGCUUUAAAACUAGUUAGUAUUUUAGUUUAUAUAAAGAAAGAAGAAGAAAAAAAAUAAAAAUGUCGCCACCGAUCCUCGACCCCAACAUACUGCAGUUUGACAUCUGGGAGACAUUGGAUGAGGUGACGAUGGAGAUGGCUUCAACGUCCGAGUUCUGGACGCAAGUAGACUACGAGGAGGACCAGCUGGACUUUGUACCGCCGUCUAACCCGGACAGCCUGGACGACAGCGACCCGGACUGGCGGAUACCGGACAGUCCGGAGGACCACAAAGAUAACAUCGUGCACCACGAUUGUAUGUGGGCGGGAUCUUGCGUGGAUUCGGCGGUGCACCCGUCCAACACAUUUGUGCCAACGGACUUGAUAUCUGCGACGCCGGGCCAGAGCCUGUUGCGGCGGGACAUCUCACCACCUCGACCUGAAACUCCGCCUUCACUGGACGGUGACGAACAGCAAUACCCGUUCGAGCAUGUGGUGGACGUAGCGAGUGCCGCACGCCGGCUGGUACGCGACUCCGCCGCCGUGGCCGCCGACCACUCCUACACCAUAGCAAGACAACGCAUUGACUACCUCGGAGUGCAGACGCCGUCUGACUCUUGUGAAUCAGAGGAGGAAAUCGACGUGGUGUCGCUCGGUACGACUCAUCAGCCUUUGCCGGGCACCACGCAGUCGCGUGACUCGUACUCUCGGUCGUCGUCGUCCCAGGACCUCCUGUACUCGCCUCAGCAGACCCCGCGACCGGCCGCAAGGAAACGUCUCAUACCACCGACAAGCAUACCCAGCGCCUCCGUACCGCGACGGAAAGCGCGCGGCCCGGGCCGGCGCGGCCGACGCUCUAACACCGACACCGACUCAGAAGCCGAGGCGCCCGACAUAGAGCGCCGUUCCAUACACAACGACAUGGAGCGCCAGCGCCGUAUCGGCCUCAAAAACCUCUUCGAUGAACUCAAGAAGCAAAUACCCGCGACCAGAGACAAGGAGCGUGCCCCUAAAGUGGUGAUACUGCGCGAGGCGGCGGCGCUGUGCCGGAAGCUGCGCGAGGACGACUACGAGCGAGAGAACCUACAGAAGCAGCAGAACAAACUGGUCGCCAAACUAAGAAAGCUACGCAUGAUGGUUUCUCGCUACCGCGUGUAUUGAGGGGCCGGCCGCUCUCUGCGGUGUUCGUUCGUUCAGGGAGGGCUCUCCGAGACUUCCGCGUGAUGUUUGAGGACGCUAACUUUAGUAAGUUGUUCUGAUGCGUAUUAUUAAUGACGCCGCUAGGUCUUCGAAGAAUCGACGGAAGUUCAUUAAAUUUCAUCAAAUUGUCAGCUUUUACGGCUUACUCUGCUUCUGUACGAAUGUUGUAGUGAUAAAUAACCGCUAGUUAGUUUUGCUCAAACGAUAUUUUGCAGUGCCAAAGUGAGCCAUAAAACUGGCAUAAUCGAGUCCCAGGACUUCAUAUAAAACAUAAUAGUUUACAGACUGUUGCGAUAACUCGUAGACUGGUUUAUACCUCUGAAAUGUUUUUCGACUUAUUGUUUAAAAUUGUUUAAUAAAAUAGUUGCGAUUAUAUUGAAAUCGCCAUUGAAUUGUCAAAGAUACAUUUAACAUGUUUCGGAAACGUUAAGUGAUUUAGUUGAGCGUUUCUCUGUGUAAAGAGAUGAGGUAGGGUGGAGAGGAGAAGAGAAGUAUCCGAUUGGGUUUGUCAGUGCUGUAUAUAGGAGUGAGUAGAGGCGUAGUGCCGACGGCGGAGACUUGGUAGGCUAGGCUGGCAGGUGGCCGCUGAGGGCCGUGAGAAAGUUCCGGAUGUGCUGGCCUCUAUAUAUGUUUUCGGCCCGGUUCGUAGGAUUUUCUAUUUCAUCCCACGUCUCGCGCGCUCGUGCGGGAAUAGGAUAGUGAUAUCAAAUAUAGUUAACUCGAUAUUAUUGUAAGUCUAAAAUAUGCAUAGGUUAGUUUGCUUACGGUUUUUAGUGGUUUUUGUUAUCAUGUAAAUUUAACACUUAAUGUUUUUAUAUUUAGUCGCGCCAUUGACCUCGAUUCAAUAUUUUAAAUGUAUCAUUACGAACGAAGAAAUUAUGGACCAUUUAACUAUUUUUUAAUCAUUAUUUGUGCCUAUAUAUUGCACGUAAUUUACAUAAAACUUUUUACGCAUAUGACUAAUACUAAGAUGGUUUUGUUCACGCUUGGAACGCGCGCUUUUCAAAUUAAUUUCGCGCUCUUUUUACUGUCACUCGAAGUGUAUUUGGCGCGGCGGUGAAAAAAGUGAUUUUAAAGAAAUGUGUUUUACAGGCAAAUUUGCACUUCGUUAUUGUAUAUGCAUUAUUAUUUCACCUAGUUUAUACGGAUACUUUAUUUUGUACGUUGUGAAUAUUAGACAGAUUAACAAAUGUAGCUGCAAUUUAGCUAAAUAGUCCAGUGACUCAAAACAAUGAAACAUAAUCUCAGUGACUAGUAUACGUUUUAAUGGCAUAGACUGUGUAUUUUGAUAAUAACAUCAUAAUUACAAUUAUAACUACUUUAUUUCCGUUAAGAAAAUAAACAUUAAAAAAAAAUAACCACGAAAUAGUUCCUCAUAGUACCUACUAAUAGAAAAUUUUGCAUUUUCUUUUAUAUAAUAUUUUACUGCAGUAAGUUAGUGAUGUACUUUCGUUGUAAAGUCGAUAGAUGUUAAGCCAGGCUGUCAGAUUGUGAAAGCGCUAGAUUUUGGCCGGCGUCGAGGGCGCAGUAACAUUUGCUAUCUGUCCGGGCUUCAUCCGCAGUUUGAUGUAUUAUAAAGCACAUGGUCAGCAGAAUGAACGCUCGAAGGCUUUAAUUGUGUGCGGAAUGUGCCUUGCUAUGUACAUAUAAAUAUAUAGAUAAUAUUAGGUUUAUACUCGAAUUAGUUGCAAGAAAUAUUUUUGUGAGAUAUUAUGUAGGAUAUAGCGUUGUUUUAAUAAGUAGAAACACGAGGAGGUUUAGAGUUAUCCUGUUAAAGGUUUGCAGUUUAUCUUCCAUUAGCUGUUAAAUGUACAUAAUAGAAAAUAGAUCAUAGAUGUACGUGAUUUUUUUUUAUAAACGAGUUUUUUUUUCUAGUAAUCGUUUAAUUUUUUUUUCUUAAUGGGAGAGUUACGAAUUCUCGAAUGUUGUACCUGCAUUUAAUUUUUUUUUGUUAUACUUGACAUAAAUAAUAAAGUUAUUGAUGAUUUAGCUUAUGUUGAAAGUAACAUUGGUUUCUUAUUUGGUGAUAACAUACAGUUAAAAACUAUAGUUUUCGCGUAAGGGAAAGUCAGUAGAUAAUGUUUAAUGUAAGAGAUGACAGCUUUAUAUUCGGUAGGCAGAUCGAGAUUACGGAAGUUUUAACGAAUCAAUGCACAUCAAACUGUGACAAGGCACAUUUCCACCAUCGCCAAAUGGUACGUCUUGGGUCAAUAAAGUUACACAUAGCAUAUACAUACAUAGCAACUCAAUUUGUAAAUUUUUAUAAAUAAGGUUGGGAUGAGUAAAUAAUAGUUUAAUUUCUAUUGUGUAAUUUUUAUUUGUAUAGUAUCCGUAAGCGAUUUAACAUCUAGCCACCGUCGGGGCCAGUGGGGAAUGUAAAUUUUUUUAAUGGUGGUCGAUCGGGCGUGUUGCGAGCGGUGGUGAGUUGUGGUGAACAGUGGUGAGCGGUGGCCGGCCGCAGCACGCCCCCUGGCGGUGGCUGCACACUCCACUACAGAGAGUGCAGGACGCAAAAUAAAAUUCCGCCUAACAUUAAAUUUGCACCCUGCCAUCUUUGAAGUGGCGUUAGUAUAAAAGGACAUUUGUACUUAUCGCGUCAGAUACGACUACGACGAUGUGAAAAGUUCUUUGGUUUUUGUUCCUUAAUUAUGUAUAUCGAAAUGCUAAGAUAAUCAUUAAAUAUGGAAAUAAAUGAUAAGGCCGUUCCGGGGCAGAGUUGAGAAACCAUUGGCUAUUCGAUUGUGAUUUUUAUACAUUUUCGAUUUAUUUUAAUUGGGUUUUCGGCUACUAAAUUAGUGUUUAGAUUCUGUGAUUUUAUAUGUACCUGUGCGGUACGCUGGUGUGAUGAUGUUUUUAAUGCUCUGUCUUGGUCGGUGUAAAAAAAUAAACGGUUUUUAUUCAUA
Messenger RNA from Papilio xuthus (Asian swallowtail), 4458 nucleotides. It is a transcript of the gene Myc, whose product is annotated as bHLH transcription factor Myc. NCBI's taxonomy places the organism in Eukaryota, Metazoa, Arthropoda, Insecta, Lepidoptera, Papilionidae. The transcript has 3 exons. The record is from RefSeq and is a predicted model, not a curated record. Gene Ontology annotation, biological process: regulation of DNA-templated transcription. The coding region runs from base 437 to 1516 and encodes 359 amino acids. Gene Ontology annotation, molecular function: DNA-binding transcription factor activity; protein dimerization activity.